AUGGCGCCCCUUGAGAAUGGCCAAACCAAUGGCCUGAAUGGUGAUGCUGUACCCUCAGCUAGCCCAUUGAGCAACCUGCGCUUUUCCGACAUCCCCGAUGCUAUUGAUAUUCCCGCAUCCAGCUUCGACAGCGAAGUCGAGGUCAGCUUGCUUGAGCUCCCCGAUGACCCGACUGAGCUCUGCACCCUCUUGGAGAAUGAAAAAGCGGCCAAGAAUUUUUGGGUGAUCAUUGCGCUCGCCUACGCGAAGCGAAAGCAGAUCGACCAUGCCAUCGACAUCUUGACCAAGGGUCUGGCCUCCGUCGCCCACGGAGCGACAAAGGAGAAACUCGGCCUGCUGGGCUGGAUCUGCUGGAUGCUGCUGCUGAAGAGCCGACACGCUCCUCGAGUCGCACCCGAAGGAGAACUAUACUCAGAAGCCAAGACCAAAGAUCACUACCUCCAACUUGCGACGUCGACGUUGAACGAGGCUUCGCGACUCAACCCGGCCUAUCCUCCUCUCUUCCUGGCGCGUGGUGUCUUGUGUCUCCUCCGUGCAUCGCUAUACCCGCCCCGUGCUGUUCGUCCGGGUGCAAUUGAUACCUCGGAAAGAGUCGAGUCGCUGCGGCAGGCUCUGAAAUGUUUCGACGAGUCAUCCAAGGCUUUCGGUGGCCGGAACAUCAUGGCUAUUCUGGGACGUGCCCGCGCGCAUUACAUGCUAGGAAGAUACGCAGAUGCACUCGAAGGAUACCAGAAGGCUUUGAUCAAGAUGCCCAACCUUACAGACCCUGACCCUCGUAUUGGUCUCGGAUGCUGCUUGUGGCAACUGGGCUUCAAGGAUCAAGCGAAGGUAGCUUGGGAAAGAUCGCUGUCUCUGAAUCCCGAGUCCAAGGUCGCCAACGUCCUGCUCGCAGUCUACUACCUUCACGACAGCUCUCGCCGAGCCACCACCGACCCUAUGUUCGGGUCAAUGUACAAAUUAGCCAUGACUCAAUACACCCAAAAGGCAUUCAAACUGGACAAGGAAUACCCAAUGACCUGCUCCAUGUUCGCCAGCUACUUCCUCCUCCGCAAAUCAUAUCCCACCGUCGAGACAUUGGCACGCAAAGCCAUUGAGCACACAGAUGUUAUGUCUAUUGCCAGUGACGGCUGGUACCUUCUUGGUCGCAAGUCGCACUAUGAAGGCGAUGAUGCCCGUGCUACGGAGUUCUACAACCGUUCGGAUCAAGCCCGCGGUGGUGUCGACAAGGGCUAUCUUCCCGCCAAAUUCGGCGCUGUGCAAAUGCAGAUCACGAACAAGGACUUUGACGGUGCCAAGUUCCGACUAGAGAAGAUUGUUCAGCAAUCAAAGAAUCCGGAAGCGAUGACCCUCCUUGCUGCUAUUCAUGCGGAAGAGGUCUUCGCUGCUCAGAAGUCAGGCAGCAAGGAAGACAAGUCGACCGAGGCAAAGCGAGCCAUUACUCUGCUUGAGUCGGUGCGCUCUAUGUGGAAGGAUGAGAAGCUGAAUAUCUCUCCCGACGAGUCUGUUCUUGUUUAUCUUUCCCGUCUCUACGAGGGCACCGCUCCUGAUAAGAGCAUGCAGUGCCUGACCCAAUUAGAACAGAUCCAAAUUGCUGAGAUUCCGGAGGAUGCUCGACCUGAUAUCGAGGACCAGGAUAAGCUGAACGCUGCUCUUAGGGAGAGUCUCCCACCACAGCUCCUCAACAACAUGGGCUGCUUCCUAUACCAGAACGAGAAGAUCGCUCUGGCUCGUGGCUUGUUCCAGUCUGCACUCAACGCCUGUGUGCAAUCCAAAGAAAAAGAGGAUGGCACCGAUACUGAUGCGCUGGUCACCACAAUCAGCUACAACCUUGGGCGGACUUACGAGGCCGCCGACAUGUGGGAAGAAGCUAAGAAGGUCUACGAAGGUCUUCUGGAGCGACACGCUGAUUACACGGAAGCUAAUGCACGCCUGACAUAUAUUGCCCUGCGCCAGAGCCCUACAGACGAGGGCCCUAAGAAGAUUGGCAAGCUUUACGAAGCGGACAGCACAAAUCUGGAAGUUCGGUCGCUCUACGGAUGGUACCUCAGCAAGGCGAAGAAACGAGUUGCCAACCUUGCUGAAGAUAGCGAGCAACGUCAUUUCAAGCACACGUUGCAGUACUAUGACAAGCACGAUCGCUAUGCUUUGACCGGAAUGGGCAAUGUGCAUCUCCUUGCCGCCCGUGACAUGCGCCGCGACACAGACCAGGAGAAGGAGAAGCGUCGCAAAAUCUACCAGCGUGCUGUGGAGUUCUUCGACAAGGCUCUCCAAUUGGACCCCAAGAACGCAUAUGCGGCCCAGGGUAUCGCGAUCGCCCUAAUUGACGACAAGAAAGACCACAGCUCUGCUGUGCAAAUCUUGUCCAAGAUUCGCGAUACGCUAAAGGACCCAAGUGUCUACCUCAACUUAGGACAUGUCUUUGCUGAGCUCCGUCAGUUCUCACGGUCAAUCGAACACUACGAGGCUGCAUUGUCGAAGGAUCGCCAGCGCGAUGUGCAAAUCUUGGCUUGUCUUGGUCGCGUAUGGUGGCUGCGAGGCAAGCAGGAGGCGAACUUGGCCGCAAUGAAGACAGCACUAGACUACGCUACGCGCGCACGCGAUGUCUCUCCGGACCAACUUCACCUACAGUUCAAUGUUGCUUUCGUGCAGAACCAAAUCGCCUCACUCGCAUACGGUCUGCAGCCUACCCAGAAGACGCUCCAGGAUGUCCAAGAGGCAGCAGAGGGUCUCAAGGAAGCCAUUGAAACCUUCGAGCGUCUUUCCAAGGAGAAGAACCCUCCCUACCCCAGCGCCGCAUUGGAGCAGCGAGCCAACAUGGGUCGCACGAUCAGCAAGCAGCUUGACCGAGCCAUGCAGAGCCAGAAGGAGUACGAAGAGAAGAACGCCGCGAAGCUCCAGCAAGCCCGUGAAGCCCGCGAAGAAGCCGCGCGGAUCCGGGAAGAAGAGCUGCGCAAGGCCCAAGAGGUCGAGAUGGAACGCAAGAAGCGCAUCGCCGAGGAACGCGCGCAGAUGGUCGAAGAGGUGCAACGACAUGCCAUGCAGCGCGCUGAAGACGAGCGCGCUCGCGAGGAUGCCGAAUUGACCAACGACUCCGAGACCGGUGACCGGGUCAAGCGCAAGAAGAAGCCUACGAGCAAGCGCAAGAAGAAGGGCGGAGAUGAUUUCAUCGCAGAUGAAGAUGAAGGCCUUGCUGCACACAGCGCACCCGAAAGCGAGGGCGAGACAGCACCCAAGAAGCGGCGUCGCUUGGAACGCCGAUCGGGCGGGAAGGCUCAGGCUGCCAAGUCUGAGAAGCCUGGCAAGUACAAGAGCAGUGAGAUGGUUGUUGACUCUGAUGAUGAAGAGGCGGCUGGGUCUGCCGGUGAAGACAAGGAUGAUCUGUUUGGUGAUGACGACGAGCCGGCCGAAGAAGCUGCGCCGCGUCGUCGUGGCAAUGCCUCCCGUCGCAUUGCAGAUGAUGACGAGGACGAGGAAGAAGAAGUGGAAGCCGAAGUGCAAGCCGAAAAGUCUGGCAACGAAGACAACGACGACGAACUGUUCGGCGAGGAGCCUUCUAAGCCCAUCGAGGACGCGGAGAUGCAGGAGUGA
This is a messenger RNA of Penicillium expansum, 3588 nucleotides long. RefSeq names its product putative RNA polymerase II transcription elongation factor (Ctr9). Lineage: Eukaryota; Fungi; Ascomycota; Eurotiomycetes; Eurotiales; Aspergillaceae. The transcript has 2 exons. Gene Ontology annotation, cellular component: Cdc73/Paf1 complex. Gene Ontology annotation, molecular function: RNA polymerase II complex binding. The record is from RefSeq and is a predicted model, not a curated record. Bases 1 to 3588 code for a protein of 1195 amino acids. Gene Ontology annotation, biological process: regulation of DNA-templated transcription.